GAAAAAGGGCGCGGACUCAAAAUCCGAUAGUACUACUGUACUGUACAAGCUUUAUUCGAAAUUCCAAUUGAUUGACAACUCUCCUGUGGAGUAUGGAUUGAUCUAAAGUACAUCUUUACUUGUUACCCAAACCAUCAAAAAAAGUAAUCAUGGCAAGUUUGGGAAAUGGUGAUGGAAGAGGUCGCGCAAGGGAAGGUCUGAUACCCGAGGAUUUGACAUUGCGGUCCCUAGUCGGAGGAAUCAUCGUGGGAACGCUAUUAUGUUGCACGAAUUUGUAUUUGGGAUUACAGAGCGCAUUCAUAACCAUGGCUUCCAUGCAAGCUGCUUUGGUAGGAUAUGGUCUAUUACGAUGCAUUACAGCAGUCAAUCCAAGAAAGAAUCGCAACACAGGACGAACACAUCAAGGUCAAACAUAUGACGAACUACAAGAUGACGAACACAGCGAUGAUGAUGAAAGAGACGAUACUUCCUUCCACGAUACAGAAACUCAGUCUAUCUCCCGUCGACUGACAAGACCGUUUUCAGCGCAGGAAAAUACCGUCUUACAAGCAACGGCGGUCUCUUUAGGUGCGAUGCCCUUAUGUGCAGGAUUGAUCGGUAUCGUUCCAGCAUUUAAUCUUUUAUCGCCAAACAAGGACGGUAAGAAUAUUGAACCAUUUUCAUUUUCACUCUCAGCAUUGAUACUAUGGUGUGCCUCGAUGGCAUUCUUUGGCAUCUUUUUCGCUUCUCCCAUGCGAAAUCCAAUGAUCAUUCAAGAAAAAUUACGAUUUCCUUCUGGAAGUGCAACGGCUCAAUUGAUCGCUUUACUCCAUGGCGAAAGGCUAAGAGAUGAUGACGAAGUCAAAGUAGAUACGAGGGUGAACACACAUGCACAAACUUCCCGACAAAGACCUCCGUUGCAAAGGAGCAUCACUGAACGUGAACAAGAAGAAGAAGUACAGAAUGGCUGGAAAGGACUUUUGAUCACAUUUACAGCUUCUGUUGGAAUCACGAUUGCUUCUUUUCUUGUCCCGGUGUUGUAUGCUAUCCCAAUCUUUGACCUUUUUCUACCUGGUCAUGAUGCAGCUUCAAAGUGGGGUUGGCAACUAACGCCUUCUUUGAGUUAUGUUGGACAAGGUAUUAUCAUGGGACCGCAAACGACAAUCUCCCUCUUUGCUGGUGCAGUGGUCGGUUGGGGAAUCUUAUCUCCCGUCGUUCAUUAUCUCGGAUGGACAAAUGGAAUACCAAAAGAUGCCGAAGAGGGUUCACAGGCUUGGAUUUUAUGGGUCGCAUUGGCAAUCAUGACAUCGGAAUCUAUCGUGGGUUUGGCUAUUCACAGUACAAGUCAUUCUACCUCUGUCACAAAAAUUAUCAGGAGGCUACAGGGACGGUCGGCACCUACAGAAGUACACCAGCACCGCCUACCAAAAGCACAAGAUUGCGAAAAAGAAAGUCGUCUGACACCAAAUUCCUGGGUGAUUGGCGGAUUCUUGUUCUCCACUGUGCUGUCUGCGAUUCUGCUCUAUGUGUUGUUCAAAAACAAUGAAGCUGGUAAAUUUGAACUUUGGGUUCCCGCAAUUGGUAUACUUUUGGCUGGUCUUUUGAGUAUUUUGGCCGUUCGUGCGUUGGGAGCAACUGACUUGAAUCCAGUCAAUGCAUUAGGGAAAUUAAGUCAAUUAGCCUUUGCGUUCCUGCAGCCCGGGAACAUCAUUGUCAACAUGGUAGGAGGUGCUCUCUCAGAAGCAGGAGCAAUGCAAGCAGGAGAAUUGAUGCAAGAUUACAAAACAGGUCAUUUGAUACGUGCCAGUCCAAGAAGUCAAUUUAUCGGUCAAAUGGUAGGUAGUACGGUGGGAAUAUUUGUUUCGGCAACUGCGUAUAAAUUAUACGAAGGUGCUUAUGACCUACCCGGUCCAGAAAUGCCUGCUCCUGCUGCGAGACUGUGGUUGAAUUUUGCACGAUUGAUCAAUAAUGGUUCUUUACCGCCACAUUCAGGACAGGCAAUGAUUAUCUCGGGUCUCUUGUUCGCACUUACAACAUUGGUGAAAGGCAUCGCAGAGCUUGUCAAACAACCCGAAAAUGAAAGAAACCCACCAAAACAGUCUAAAUGGAUUCGAUAUGCUGUCUAUAUACCCAACGGGAUCGCUUUUGCUGUCGGACUUGGAUUGAAUACUCCAAAUUAUUCUAUAGCACGUUUGGUAGGCGGAAUGAUUGUCCUUUACGUUCAAAAACGAAGAGCUGCCGAACGAAAGAAGCAAGGCAGAAAAGUGAAAAAAUCAUCAAAUAGUCUACCACCUGUCGUGCUACUCAUUUGGAGCGCUGGCUUUGUGCUCGGUGAAGGUUUUGCCAGUAUAAUACUUCUGUUCCUCAAACAAGCUGGCUUUGGUCCACUCACUUGCUGGGGCUGUCGUGGCGGUUGCGGGGGCGGGUGUUGAUAGAAUCUUUGUAAAAGUAUAGCAUUGGUAUAUUGUGCAUUUCUAUAUCAACAGUGUGUGGUGCAUGUGGUCUAUCUAAUAAAGUACAAAUAAUUCAUCAUUCUUCAUCUGUUACGGUGGCAGAUCUAUCGAUAAACCCACUUUCGUCU
Messenger RNA from Meira miltonrushii, 2560 nucleotides. RefSeq names its product OPT superfamily oligopeptide transporter. The coding region runs from base 150 to 2411 and encodes 753 amino acids. Gene Ontology annotation, cellular component: membrane. The transcript has a single exon. Gene Ontology annotation, molecular function: oligopeptide transmembrane transporter activity. The record is from RefSeq and is a predicted model, not a curated record. NCBI's taxonomy places the organism in Eukaryota, Fungi, Basidiomycota, Exobasidiomycetes, Exobasidiales, Brachybasidiaceae.